Messenger RNA from Coregonus clupeaformis (lake whitefish), 2953 nucleotides. RefSeq names its product tubulin tyrosine ligase-like family, member 9 (gene ttll9). Gene Ontology annotation, cellular component: cilium. Gene Ontology annotation, molecular function: tubulin binding; tubulin-glutamic acid ligase activity. The record is from RefSeq and is a predicted model, not a curated record. Bases 137 to 1444 code for a protein of 435 amino acids. The transcript is spliced from 14 exons. NCBI's taxonomy places the organism in Eukaryota, Metazoa, Chordata, Actinopteri, Salmoniformes, Salmonidae. Gene Ontology annotation, biological process: protein polyglutamylation; microtubule cytoskeleton organization.
CCAGAGAGAUACUAGCUAGCUAGCUACUCCUUUCUAGUAUCUCUGGUCAAACUACUCGACAGCUAGCUAAACAUUUAGCUAAGUAGCCUUUUAGCUGAGCCCUGGAAACAGAUGUGGCGAAUGCUACCACGGAAACAUGUCAAAGAAUAGGACUGCUGGAUACAAGGGUCCUUAUGGUUAUCAAAAAAGAAGAGAGGGGGAGGGAAGAAGUUGUGUGCGUUACAAAUGUGGCCUAACAAACACCAUUCAGGAUGUUUUGCGGCAAAGACCAGGCUGGAUGGAGGUCAAAGAUGAUGGAGAAUGGGAUUUUAACUGGUGUGAUGUUGGGUGGCUGAGGGAGAAUUUCGACCACUCCUACAUGGAAGAACACGUGAGGAUAUGCCAUUUUCGCAAUCAUUAUGAGCUAACGCGCAAGAACCUAAUGGUGAAAAACCUGAAGAGGUACCGCAAAACCCUUGAGAGGGAAGCUGGCCGCAUUGAAGCAGCCAAAUGUGACUUUUUCCCCCGAACCUUUGAACUGCCCAGUGAAUACCACCUCUUUGUGGAAGAGUUCAAACGGAGCCCGGGCAGCACUUGGAUCAUGAAACCGGUUGCAAGAUCUCAGGGGAAGGGCAUUUUUCUAUUUCAAAAACUAAAAGACAUCAUGGACUGGAAAAAGGAUGGGAGUCGCUCAGAGGAGCAGAGAGAUGAGACUCAAGUGGAGAGCUACGUUGCACAGCGCUACGUAGAAAAUCCCUACCUUAUCAGUGGGAGAAAAUUUGACUUGAGGGUUUAUGUGUUGGUUACAUCAUAUAUCCCACUGAAGGCAUGGUUAUAUCGAGAUGGCUUUGCCCGAUUCUCCAGCACUCGAUUCUCUCUCACCAGCAUUGAUGACCAGUAUGUCCAUCUCACCAAUGUGGCAGUGCAAAAAACAGCGCCAGAUUAUGACCCUGAAAAGGGCUGUAAGUGGCAGAUGCAGCAGCUUCGGCGAUACCUGACUGCGAGGCAUGGCACAGAGACCAUAGAGGCUCUGUUUAAGGACGUUGACAACAUAUUUGUUCGUAGCCUGCAGAGUGUGCAGAAAGUAAUCAUCAACGACAAACACUGCAUUGAGCUCUAUGGCUAUGACAUCCUGCUGGAUCAGGACCUCAAACCGUGGCUGAUAGAGGUGAACGCCUCUCCCUCUCUCACCGCCAGCAGCCAAGAGGACUACGAGAUGAAGUGUUGUCUGCUGGAGGACACCUUACACAUCGUGGACAUGGAGGGCAGGUUGACUGGCAGAGAGAAGAGGGUUGGUGGCUAUGACCUUAUGUGGAACGAUGGACCCGUCUACAGAGAAGAUGUCAACCUAGAGACACUGGGCAGCGCCUGUUUCACUGCAAACACACACCUCGGCUGUGUAAACGACAGGAAGAAGCAACUCCGUCAGCUUCUAAAACCAUUUCCAGGCCAGAAGAGGAUAUGACACACUACAAAAAAAUAUUUUCCAAUUCAAAUGAAGAAUUAAUCAUGUCUGUGUACACAGUAUACAUAUCACCACUCUUGAGUUUCCAUCAAUAUUUAAUAAAUAUGUAUUUUCUUACAACCCUACUCAUGGAUGGUGAGGUCACACUCACUCAAUGAUAUCGCUCAAUGAUUCAGUGCAAAGCAUAUUUAUUUCUAUGCCUUACAAACAACUGCAUUCAACAUUGAGAAAAUAUGUACCACAAUCUUUCUGCGUGCGUGUGAGAAUGUUUACAACAACUCUACUCCCUGAUCUAUGGCUUAGAUACUUUACAUUAAUAUUGAAUAAAUAAAGUGCAAUUUAACACAGCACGACUAUUACAUGUAUGUAGCGUUUCAAUUAAUAAAUUCCACAUGAUAAAGUACAAUAAAUGGAUAGAUGUUCUAAUGUAAACAAAUGAAAUAACUGUUAAAUUAUGCGAAAAAUAUACAUUCAGCUUUUUUGCUUAACAUUUCUCCUACCCAAAACUGUAAACAUAACAACAUCAAUGACAAAUGCGAAUCAAAAUGUGAUUAACACAAUAUCUAUCAUAAAUAGAACUAUGGUAUACAAAAUUUGGAAAAAUACGCAUUUACAUUUGUAGCAAACAUUAGACUGUCUCUCUUGAACAAAAAAGAGCUCAGCCCUAUGCAAAAUAUACUUGUAAUAGACAAUGUAAAUUAAAGUAUAUUCAAACAAGAGAAAGUCCUUACACAAGUAUACCUUGAAUAGAGUAUAUCAUUCAUAUCGAACUUGGAACCAAUAAACCAUUAUUCCAACAAUAUCACAAAGUGUGUCUCUCCGUAUUCAACAAUUGAACUCUUAAUAGACACAGAAACAUAUGAGGCACCAACAACAUGAUGGUCAAGCAACAAAUAAAAAAUAUAGUGAGAGAAUACAGGAAUAAAUACAUUCCAACACCAAAAACAGCUCCACUAGACCAAUGAUGAUGGCUAUUUUGAGUGAACCUCAGGCUCUGUGGAUCAGCCUACUUGCUGACUAAAUAAUUAAUGGUUGACUAAUAAUAGGCCUAUGUGUUGUCUACUUUUCAACAUCAAUAACCUGUACUGACAAAAAUGACUGUACAGUGCAAAGUGCCUUGAGCCAAAGUGUUCAGUUUGCCUAAAAGCCUUCAUUGAUUACAGUCUGAAAUAAACAUAUCUGGAAAAAAUAUUUACUCCACACAUUAGAUCCUAAUAUCAGAUAUCAUGGUCCAAGUUCCAUGUAAAGGCUUGCGUGUAUUGUCCAAACCAAAAUUGUUACAGUGCAAGAUUGUUACAGUACAACACGUUGGCCAUGUUUUUAUUCUUUGACCUAUUAAAGUAUCACUUGAAAUCAAUUCUACAUGAAAUAGAUUAUUAUAUAUUUUUUAUUUGACCUUUUGAAAGUUGCAAACAGCUAGCGUUGUGAUUUAAACAGCAGUAAAACAGUUACAGUGCCUUCAGAAAGUAUUCACACCCCUUGACAUUUUCCACAUUUUGUUGUGUUACA